This is a messenger RNA of Corylus avellana, 973 nucleotides long. Lineage: Eukaryota; Viridiplantae; Streptophyta; Magnoliopsida; Fagales; Betulaceae. The record is from RefSeq and is a predicted model, not a curated record.
AUGCGAACAGCGCAGAGAAAGAGAGAAAUUCAAGAAAUUUUGAUUUCCAUUUUCUGUUGCUUCCACUUGCAGGUCCCUGCAACUCCAGACAUAAGUGAUCGCCAACUUCGUGCUUGUAGCACCAAAUUUGAUGGCGCCUCAGUCUUAAAGAGAUGUGGUUCAAAUUCAAACUUCAGGGACAUCAUCGACCUAGACAGAGCAAACGGUGGUUCAAACUGGUUAGACCGGUGGAUGGAAGAGAGUUUAUUGAACAAUCGUCGAGACAGUUCGUUGAAAAAUGUGCAUGCCGAUGAUGAGAAGAGCGACAAGAUUCUUGAAGUGGAUACUUGGAAGCCGCAUUUGAAAUCCCAACAAAGUAACAGAAGCUCUCAGACACCACAGCAUGUUUUUUCUUCUGAUUUUAACAAGGAGAGCUUUAUGACAUACAACUCUCCAACAAAAGCUCCGAACCCGGUUCCGGCUCCAGCUACUCAAUCUUCCAGGGAGCUUUUAUCUCUCAACUCUCUAUCAUUAGGAAAAGAUGAAGCAGCAGCUGCAAGGACUGCUGAGAACAGCCCACAAAUGUAUUCUGCAACAUCUAGGCCAGGAAGUAGUGCCAGAAGAGGUCCAUUCACGCCCGCACGGAGCGAGUGCGCGUGGGGCUUUUUAAGCGGGUACUCGGGUCACCCUAACUACAUGUCUAACACCGAAUCAUCUCGUGCUAAAGUUCGGUCACAGAGUGCCCCAAGGCAAAGGCUCGAGUUUGAAAAUUUUGGUUCAACCAGGAGGUCUGUUCAGGGGUUUUGGGAUGCAGGGAUUAAUGCAGAUAGGGGUUUUUCCCCACAAGCUUAUCCUGCCUCUACCCGCUUGAAUAGAGUUGGGAGCUCUAGUUUUAAGUGAUUUUUCUAUGUAUGGCAAGCAAUGCUAGAGUUGUAAUUAUUUGACAUGGGCACUCAAUGUUCUCAACUAUAAGAUUAUGUACCAUAUUUGUCCA